GGGAGGGGGUCCAGCCUAGGCUGAGGAAUGAGAUGAGGGUUGGGACGGUCCCGACCCUUCCCCCAGCCUCCUUCAAGGAUUCUGGAGAAACAAAGCCAGGAUCCAUUUCCUCUUGAUGGCUGGCAAACUGGGCCCGGGCGGGAGGUCCUGGAAGCCUGAGCCUGGGGCGGCGUUGGACACCAACUCCCAGGUCCUCGCCCCACAAGGCCACAUCCUCGCCCAGCCCCGCCUCCACUUAGCUCCGCCCCGUCGCGGCUCCGCCCCGCGGUAACCACGCCCACACAACCGUACCCACGCUUCGCCUUGGCCACGCCCACAACCCUCUUUCCAAGCUGCGGCGGCGGCGAAGGCAGCAGCGGCGGCGGGGGCGGGGCUGGCCUCACCCGGAAUGAAAACAAACGGCGGCUGCCGCCGCAUCCGGGCACUCUGCUGGUCGCGGCGGGCGUGGCGUGGCGCAGGGAUGGCACAAAAGAAAUAUCUUCAAGCAAAAUUGACCCAGUUUUUAAGGGAAGACAGGAUUCAACUUUGGAAACCUCCAUAUACAGAUGAAAAUAAAAAAGUUGGUUUGGCAUUAAAGGACCUUGCUAAGAAGUACUCUGACAAACUAGAAUGCUGUGAAAAUGAAGUAGAAAAGAUAAUAGAAGAAAUACGUUGCAAGGCAAUCGAGCGUGGAACAGGAAAUGAAAAUUAUAGAACAACGGGAAUUGCUACAAUCGAGGUGUUUUUACCACCAAGACUAAAAAAAGAUAGGAAAAACUUGUUGGAGACCCGAUUGCACAUCACUGGCAGAGAACUGAGGUCCAAAAUAGCUGAAACCUUUGGAUUUCAAGAAAAUUAUAUCAAAAUUGUCAUAAAUAAGAAGCAACUACAACUAGGGAAAACCCUCGAAGAACAAGGCGUGGCUCACAAUGUGAAAGCGAUGGUGCUUGAACUAAAACAGUCUGAAGAGGAUGUGAGGAAAAACUUCCAGUUAGAGGAAGAGGAACAAAAUGAGGCCGAACUCAAAGAAAAACAAAUCCAGAGGACCAAGAGAGGACUGGAAAUACUGGCAAAGAGAGCAGCUGAGACGGUGGUGGAUCCAGACAUGACACCGUACUUAGACAUAGCUAACCAGACAGGCAGAUCAAUCAGAAUUCCCCCAUCAGAAAGAAAAGCCCUUAUGUUAGCUAUGGGAUAUCAUGAGAAGGGCAGAGCUUUCCUGAAAAGAAAAGAAUAUGGAAUAGCCUUGCCAUGUCUGUUGGACGCUGACACAUAUUUCUGUGAGUGUUGCAGAGAGCUGCUGGACACAGUGGAUAACUACGCCGUCCUCCAGCUGGAUAUAGUGUGGUGUUACUUCUGCCUGGAACAACUGGAAUGCCUUGAUGAUGCAGAAAAAAAAUUAAACUUGGCCCAGAAAUGCUUUAAAAAUUGUUAUGGAGAAAAUCAUCAGAGACUGGUCCACAUAAAAGGAAAUUGUGGGAAAGAGAAGGUACUGUUUCUAAGACUCUACUUACUUCAAGGUAUCCGAAACUAUCACAGUGGAAAUGAUGUAGAGGCUUGUGAGUAUCUUAACAAGGCACGUCAGCUCUUUAAAGAGCUAUAUAUUGAUCCGUCAAAAGUGGACAAUUUGUUGCAGUUGGGGUUUACUGCCCAGGAAGCCCGGCUUGGCCUGAGGGCGUGUGAUGGGAACGUGGAUCAUGCGGCCACUCAUAUUACCAACCGCAGAGAGGAAUUGGCCCAAAUAAGGAAGGAGGAAAAGGAGAAGAAAAGACGCCGCCUCGAGAAGAUCAGGUUGCUGACAGGGAUGGGCUACUCCACGCAGGCAGCCCAGCAGGCGCUCCACGAAGCCAGCGGGAAUGUGGAUGAGGCCCUGAAGAUUCUGUUCAGCAAUCCUCAGAUGUGGUGGUUAAAUGAUUCCAAUCCUGAAACCGACAACCGUCAAGAAAGUCCUUCCCAGGAAAACAUUGACCAAUUGGUGUACAUGGGUUUUGAUGCACUUGUGGCCGAAGCUGCGCUGAGAGUGUUCAGAGGCAACGUCCAGCUGGCCGCCCAGACCCUUGCUCACAACGGAGGAAGCCUGCCCCUUGAGCUGCCGCUGUCGCCGGAAGCCUCUUUGUCCCCGCCAGCCACGUCCCCUUCCGACUCCGCAGGUAGGUCUGGGGUCUCUGAGGGCCGCGUUGAGAGCAAAGUGUCUUCAGAAGCCAACAGAUGGGACCGGUGCCUUAGGCCACGGCAGACGUGGAGACUGAGGGGGCGUCCCCUGAUGUCACUGGGCCGGCCACCUGGACAGUGUGGCCAGCAAGAGGCACAGUCUGAGGUUGACUGUGGUCAUGCAGCGUCCCCAGGACAAUCCUCACAUAAUUCACUUACUGCUGCGGUAUUUUAUUGUAGGAACCUCUAGUGCCUCAGCAGACGAAGACAUGGAGACAGAGGCCGUCAAUGAGAUACUGGAAGACAUUCCAGAGCAUGAGGAAGACUAUCUUGACUCAACUCUGGAAGAUGAAGAAAUUAUUAUUGCAGAGUACCUAUCCUAUGUAGAAAAUAGGAAGUCGGCAACAAAGAAAAACUAAAUAAUGAACAGAAAUAGCGCUAAUUUUCUGCUUAUAAAUGCUAUCAUUAUGAAAAGGCUAAUGCAGCUCUUUCUGUUCUUACUUUUCUUCUGAAUUGCAAGUCCUCUUUGGGUGUAGGAGGGGGUGGGCAGGGGACGAGUCCAGGAGGGGUUCCAGGGCCUUCAUGCGUGGUCUCGGGGGAUAAGCUUCCUCUGGCCUGGCGCAGGCCGUUCCAUCUGCCUCCCGGGUCUGCGUCCCUAACCCCUUCCCCAGCUUGUUUUACCCCGAAACAGGAAGGAACAGGGGUCCUGGGGAAGGUGUCCAGGGCAGGGUCCUGGGAAGGGCGUCCCGACCGCUUCCUCUUCAGCUGUGGCUCCAUCUGCCCAGCUUGCCUGCCUCCUGCACCCACUGCCCGUGACCUUCCUGCUUCCCACGCUGCCAUCUCUGCCAGGAUGCCCCAUGGGUUCCUGUGCCACCCUUUCCCCGCCCCUCAAAUAAUCCUUUAAGUCUUCGUUCCAAGUGCUGUGGGGCAAAACGAUGAGGCGCUGGCCUUGGGGGCCACACCAGGUCAUAGCAAAUGCCUUCCGCCUGGGACGCCAGUGUUUUAUGCUCUUAGUUCAGUAAAAUACACCCCCGAAAUUCAAGAUUGAGUGUCAGACUUUAUAUAUAUUCAGCAUUCCUCAUUACAGAAAUCUUUUAUUGAAUGGGAAAGGUUUAAAUGCUAACCAAAGCAGUUUAUUUUUAAUUAGUAUUUUUAGACUCUGUGCUGUCAUACUGAACUCACUGCUAGCUAAGAGACCUAUCAGAGAUUUAGAUAUAUUUUCUCCAGGUUUUUUGUGGGUUUUUGUUGUUGUUGUUGUUGUUCUAUCCAUGUGACAGAGGCUCCUUCUGAAAGUAUGUAGUUCACUGUAUGUCGGUUCCAGCAGUAACCGUCCUCGCUGCGCCACGCACUCCUCUGUAGAUGUGCGCCCAGUGGGAGUUCCUUCCAGCCCUAGGACCGCAGCAGCAGCCAGGUGCCGAGUGGAUUGAGUGCCAGGUGCAUCCAAGACUUUUCCUCCCUUCCAGAAGGCACUGACUGAAGACAGGAUGGAUCACGUGGAGCCGGCUGAACUGCUCCAACUUUUUCAUAAAGUGUGGGUGGUCCAGUUUGGACCGAUGGGAAUCUUCUUGUCAUUCUUUUUAAAUGGAUGAUACUGAUGGAAAUAAAAGGUGGAAAAUAUAUUCAAAAA
Messenger RNA from Symphalangus syndactylus (siamang), 3757 nucleotides. RefSeq names its product negative regulator of ubiquitin like proteins 1 (gene NUB1). Gene Ontology annotation, molecular function: protein binding. The record is from RefSeq and is a predicted model, not a curated record. Gene Ontology annotation, biological process: regulation of ubiquitin-dependent protein catabolic process. Lineage: Eukaryota; Metazoa; Chordata; Mammalia; Primates; Hylobatidae.